Pelobates fuscus (common spadefoot toad) is the source of this 2692-nucleotide messenger RNA. RefSeq names its product ATR interacting protein (gene ATRIP). Gene Ontology annotation, biological process: DNA damage checkpoint signaling; DNA repair. The record is from RefSeq and is a predicted model, not a curated record. NCBI's taxonomy places the organism in Eukaryota, Metazoa, Chordata, Amphibia, Anura, Pelobatidae. Bases 100 to 2484 code for a protein of 794 amino acids. The transcript is spliced from 14 exons.
GCCUGCGCAGAGAGCGAGUCCCUGGCGCCUGCGCUGUCUGAGCGAGAGGCUGUCCUGGCGACUGCGCACUAAUCUACACCAUUUCCAUGCUUGUAGAUCAUGUCAGCGAACCCCCUUUUUUCAAGUAAGAAGAGAGACAACUCAACAUUGUUUGGGGGUGGGCGUCUGCGUUCUAGCACCUCUUUUAACGCGCAGCAAGCUAGUGACAUCACAAACAAUGACAGAAGCAAGUGCCCACCACCAAAGCGUUAUAGGACAGACACUGAGAUAAAAACAAUGGCAGACCCUUUCUGUGACAAUGAAGAUUUUACAGCUGAUGAUCUGGAGGAGAUUGACAUUUUGGCCUCACAAGCAUACACACAGGAGUCAGAAGUGACGGAUUGCCAUACAGAUCACAUCCAAAGCAUAAAAUUAACAAACAAACAAGCAACCAACAUCGGAAACAAAACCACACACCAAUCCUGCCCGCAAAGGCCACCUAGUGAUCCUCUAGAGUCAUAUGAGGAUAAAUAUAUCUUUGGACAGAAGGGUUUGCAAACUGAUUAUGAAGAUCUGAAGCAGAAGAUGAAGGAACUACAAGACCAAGUAGUUAUGAAGAAUGGAGAAAUUAAAGUAUUGCGGGAUGCUCUGCGUCAAACGGAGUCUAAUUUUGAACAGCAGAAAAUUUCACAAGUGUUGUCAGAAAAAGAAAAGGCACAAAUCUAUAGUGAAAAGGAAAAAGACCUGUUGAAAAAGAUGCAAUCUCUGAAGUCAGAAUUGGAGUUUAAAGAUGCUGAAAUGAAUGAACUUAAAACAAAACUUCUAAACUGUGAACGAAACCGGAUUCCUGUGCAGUCAGUCAGCCCCAAGAAGAGUCCACCCAAAAUCUUAAAAUUAGAGACAUUUUCAUCACCACCUGGGAAAAACUGCUUCCCCACAAAGGAAUCAUUUACUGCAGAUAUGAACCUGAAACCAUCCACAUCAACUAUGGCUGUAAAAGCUCCCAUUGUCAAAUCAGACAAUGACAUUUUGCUAAACAACAAAAAAGUGAAGAACCUUCCCUAUUCAUAUCAUACCCAAAGAAAAAGUGGUCAAGGCUCAGUCCUGCUGAAUGCUUUGAUGCAGCAGUCGUUACGCCAUGGGUCACUUGGGUUGUACGACCUUCUAAGCAGUAAUCAAAAUGUUGUCACUGGGUCGCCCACAUGCAGCAGCCAUUCCAGCAGAACACCAGGCACCACCUCCUCCAGUGUUGUGUCUCCUACUCGAUGCUCUGCUUUACAGGAUGCACAGAAGCUGGCCAUCACUGGACUCAAUUCUAUUGCUGUGGGGGAAGAUUUGGCAUGGAAAAGAGACUCUCAAAGUUUAAGGGGGUUAUUGCACCUGAACAAGAUGAGCCGGCUGUCCGGAGCAGUCCACAUAUUGCCUUUAGUGGAGUACCAUAUUGCUGCUUAUUGCCAUGCACUGGAGACCUUGGAAAAAUCCAAAACACAUCCAUCAGAAACUCAGGAAAAAACUUCUUCUAGUGCACAGCAAAAUGUUAUCUCAAAUGCUGAGGAUUCGUUAUCCAGUUUGGUAGAGCCAUCUCUAGCCUCUCUGGAGAUACUUUAUCACUUGGUGUUUUAUAGUCUAGAGGUGGUGGAAGCCUUAUUGCAGAAUCCUGCAUACAGAGAUGAGACAGUUGUUCUACUCUCAGAUGCAAACACUGUGGAUUGCUCUGAAUACAGACUACAUCCUUUACUUAAAAAACUGACAUCUCUUUUGUCCUCCCCUGUUGUGACAUGCCAGAGAAACAUCGUCCAAAACAAAGUCCUCAGAGUACUUGUGAAAUUAGCAGAAAACUCCCCUAAUGAACUCUUGUACAGUUUUCACAGUUUGUUUACCGUGCCUACCCUGCGUCAGUGCCUGUCUCGAGAUUCUCCUACAUCAGUGGCUCAUAUGGUUGUCAAACUUUUGGCUGUUCUUUCUGAUCACCAAAAACUGUCCGCUCUUUUGUGUUCUUGCUCAGAAGGAUGCCUUUUUCAUGCUCUGUACUCCUAUGUUAUUUCAAGACCAGACAAGACCGCACCUGAUUCAAUCUGGCUGCAGUUUGAACAAGAGGUGGUGAGAUUCCUUACAAAACGAUAUGUCCAGGGCUGGAAUGGGCCAGCGGCAGAGUCCAGUGUAACAUGUCACUGUAACCGAGAGCUUGUGAAGGCUCUGGUUCUAAUGUUGCAUCAGGAAUGGCUGCAUGUGCGCCGUUCUGUGGUCUUGCCUCCAACUGCAGCCCACAGCAAAUCUGUGCAGUUUUUGCAGGAAACUGUAAUGCUGCUACACACACUCUCUCAGAGAGACAAUAACUUCAGCGAGCACUGUCUAGAGGUUCUCCACCAGUAUGAUCAAGCUGUACCAGGGGUUCGAGCUGUCCUAAAGAAGUUUCAUGUCUUGAGAGAAGUUGAAGAGUUUGCUCUGGAUGAACUGUGCCCUCCCGAAAUUGAAACAGAAGAGGAGUAUAUGGAUUGCACAUGACUAACUCAGAGUAGCAUCACUUGAGCCAGUCUCCCUAUAUUAUUACAUCAAACCGAUUAACUACUCCACACCUUUCAGAGCAAAAUGCAACUUUAAAUCCCUCUCUGUGAGAGUCACUUGUUAGAGAUAUUUAUUCUGAAGCUAUGAAUACUGUAUGGUUAAGAAGACAAAAAAAGGAUACUAAUAAAUUAAAUAUUUAAACAACGAA